Chrysoperla carnea is the source of this 984-nucleotide messenger RNA. Its product is annotated as salivary glue protein Sgs-4-like. Lineage: Eukaryota; Metazoa; Arthropoda; Insecta; Neuroptera; Chrysopidae. The record is from RefSeq and is a predicted model, not a curated record. Bases 81 to 710 code for a protein of 209 amino acids. The transcript has 3 exons.
UUUGACAUUUAUUAUCUUUUUGGGCAUUCUAUUUAAUCAAAAUUCUCAGUCUUUAAUGAAAAUCUUCUGUGUAAUUAACAAUGACAAUAUUUAAUAUGUGGCGACGCCAGUUAAUGCGUCCCGGGCCACUGAAUUUACUGAAAGGUUUAGCAAAAUUAUUUUCGAAUAAAAAAGUGUUGGAUAUUUCAAGUAUUAACCCAUCUAUCCGUACUUAUACUAAUCAACAUCGAGACGCAAAUGUGCAACCUGCAGGCGGAAAUGCGCCACCUCCAAGAGGAAAUGUACAGUCUCUAAGCAAAAAUAUGCAACAAUUACAACCUAUAAGCGCACAAACUCCAAAUAUAAACGCACAGCCUCCAAACGGAAGGGCACCACAUCCAAAUGGAAACACGCAAUUCGCAAGCGGCAUCAACACUUUAAAUGCGAAUAUCCCGGAUAUAGAAAGUACAGGAGAAGUACAAGAACAUGAAAAGCAAGAAUGUCCUCCUUCUCCACCUGCAUGCUGUGAACCAUGCUGCACAGAAUGUUGCCCUCGUAAAAGAUUGACCUGUCCGCCACAAAUAUGCCCGAUUCCACCAUGUCCUCCAAAGCCUCCACCAUGUUGUGUUCAUCCUCCAGAUUGCCCUGAGGAACCACCUCCACUACCACCCCACUGCAUCAAUGCUAAACCAAAAUGUUUGAAAUGUUAUCGCAAAUUUUGGGAGCAUUAAUAUUUUUUGAACCAAAAUAUCAAUUUUAUUGGAAAUUUUAACACAAGAAAUUAUUAUUCACAACCUCCGAUCGCCAAUCUUUGUUCAACAUAAUAUAUAAAAAGAAAAUAACUGCCGCUAUAUAUAUGCUUUUGUACUUGGGCACAUUUGGAAUGAUGGUUUAACAUUUGGAUGAAGCAGGACCCCAAAUAGCUUCAAGCUUUCGCUAUCUGUUUUUCUUCGUUCUUGAUACCGAUAUUUGUAAAUAACUCCUUAAGAAAAAAAGUUACAUAAG